ACGCUGCUUUCCAAGAUGGCGACGGAGGGAGGAGGGAAGGAGAUGAACGAGAUUAAGACCCAAUUCACCACCCGGGAAGGUCUGUACAAGCUGCUGCCGCACUCGGAGUACAGCCGGCCCAACCGGGUGCCCUUCAACUCGCAGGGAUCCAACCCUGUCCGCGUCUCCUUCGUAAACCUCAACGACCAGUCUGGCAACGGCGACCGCCUCUGCUUCAAUGUGGGCCGGGAGCUCUACUUCUAUAUCUACAAGGGGGUCCGCAAGGCUGCUGACUUGAGUAAACCAAUAGAUAAAAGGAUAUACAAAGGAACACAGCCUACUUGUCAUGACUUCAACCACCUAACAGCCACAGCAGAAAGUGUCUCUCUCCUAGUGGGCUUUUCCGCAGGCCAAGUCCAGCUUAUAGACCCAAUCAAAAAAGAAACUAGCAAACUAUUUAAUGAGGAAAUGGCAAGUUCUUGGCGUGCGUGAGCCAGGACGGCUUCCUGCGGGUGUUCAACUUUGACUCAGUGGAGCUGCACGGCACCAUGAAAAGCUACUUUGGAGGCUUGCUGUGCGUGUGCUGGAGCCCGGACGGCAAGUACGUCGUGACGGGCGGAGAGGACGACCUUGUGACCGUCUGGUCCUUUGGAGACUGCCGCGUGAUCGCGCGGGGCCACGGGCACAAAUCCUGGGUCAGCGUGGUGGCGUUUGACCCCUACACCACUAGUGUGGAAGAGAGCGACCCUAUGGAGUUAAGUGGCAGCGACGAGGACUUCCAGGACCUUCUUCACUUUGGGAGAGACCGAGCAAACAGUACCCAGUCCCGGCUGUCCAAGCGGAACUCGACCGAGAGCCGCCCCGUCAGUGUCACGUAUCGGUUCGGCUCCGUGGGCCAGGACACGCAGCUCUGCUUAUGGGACCUCACGGAAGACAUCCUUUUCCCCCACCAGCCCCUCUCCAGAGCAAGGACGCACACGAACGUCAUGAACGCCACGAGUCCUCCUGCCGGAAGCACUGGCAACAGCGUCACGACCCCCGGCAACUCGGCGCCCCCUCCCCUGCCGCGGUCCAACAGCCUCCCGCAUUCCGCCGUCUCCAGCACCGGCAGCAAGGGCAGCAUCGCGGACGGGGCCAUCGCUUCCGGGGUCAGCAAAUUCGCGACGCUCUCACUACACGACCGGAAGGACAGGCACCAUGAGAAAGAUCACAAACGAAACCAUAGCAUGGGACACAUCUCUAGCAAGAGCAGCGACAAACUGAACCUAGUUACUAAAACCAAAACGGACCCAGCUAAAACUUUGGGGACGCCCCUGUGUCCUCGGAUGGAAGACGUUCCCUUGUUAGAGCCGCUCAUCUGUAAAAAGAUAGCACAUGAAAGACUGACUGUAUUAAUUUUUCUUGAAGACUGUAUAGUCACUGCUUGUCAGGAGGGAUUUAUUUGCACAUGGGGAAGGCCUGGUAAAGUGGUAAGUUUUAAUCCUUAAUGCUGCACCAGAUCUAGAACUUGAAUAGGUAGUGAUUUUUUUCUUGCGGGAGGGGCGGGGUGUACAAUGAAUGUGAAUGACACUUCUUAUUCUUAAUGUAAAUCUAAAUGCAUCAGAGCCAUAAUUUUGGAUACUGCAUGCCAUGUAAUUCUGAAUCAUUUGAUAAUUCACCUUAGAACGUUUAAAAACUAUAAUCAAACUAAUGGCCAGCCAAGUCAGUCACCCUCCUGGGAGUAUAUAGAGUCCCAAGGUUAGCGCUCCUGUAUUAGACUAUUUCGAUUUUAGGAAAAUCAUGACAGUGUGGGGAAACAAUGACUUUAAAAUGCUAAAAUUAAAAUUUCUGCUUUAACUGGAAUAUUUUUGCUUAACUACUCAAUUAGAAUAUUGUACACCUGAUCAGAGUGUGUAUUCAAUACGAACGGCCAUUAAUUGUCAUUUAUAGUCCAACUUUUUAUCUUAAUCAUCAAAUGUUUAGGAAUCUAUGAAAUUUAACUUUAGGAACAAAGUGUUCAGCAGGGUUGAUUGAUAUUAUUUUUACAUCGUUCUGGCAAUCCACAGAAAGAGAAGAGCCUUAAUUUUUAAAACCCAUUUUAGUCAUUUUAUGACAAUUAAAAUUGUUUAAUAAACAUCUUUUUUCAAAGAAGCAGUUUGUAGCACUUUGAUUGAGACUCUGUGCACUAAAUAAAAUACCCACGUUUCUCAGAGCCUGGACAGUUACCGCGAACUGCGGGCUGAGGGCGCCAGCAGUGUUGUCAGAAGUGCCUCUUGCCACACAAGCCAAGAUCUUUUAUGGUGGAUGUGAUUUGCUUACGUUUUUUCCAACAAGGGGAAGGAGCUUUUCUUUUCUUUUCCUUUUUUUUAUUUUUUAUUUUUUGGUGUGGGUUUUUGUUUUUUGGUCAAAAAGGCACAUGACCUUAGGCCCUAGGCAGACUCCUCAGCCUUGUUUGUGAAGACUGAUAGGCCCCCAAGGUUCAGAGAACUUGAAAUUUUUCCCUCGUUUGGGUUUUGUGUUCCCACCAGAGGGGAAGGGCAGGUGCAGGUUGCUCCUUCUCCUUGGAGGGCAGUCGUGGUCCCGGAUCUUCCGGAUCAUUCUCGGGAUGCCCUUGGCCUCUGUCUCAGGGACGCCAUCCCCUACCCCAGCGCCUGCCCCUGGGGGCCUGUGGCUGCUGGGGGCAGGGCUGGCUCUCCCUCUGCCCAGACAGCUGCGACUCUAAUUCCUUCAGAUCCUUAUCAGCUGUCAGACGAGUUGCUUUUCAAAUUCUAGUUUUCACAGUGGAUGAGAGGGCUCUUUGACCCAUAUGUUUCGUGUCAAGAUGAUAAUGAUCUCAUUUGUUAGCUCACUUUGGUCACUUAGGUUUGUUUUUCUGUUGUGCACGCCUUUGUAAUUAAAUAUAGAGAUACUGAUAAUUUAUACUGGUUUGAGUAGUGAACGCGAUUCAGCAAAGUGCCGACCGGGAGGCUCCAGUGUGUCGGGUGCGAGGCUCUGGUUGAUGGGGCAGCUCCGUGCUCUUAAAGCCGCCCUCCUGGGAAGGCCAGGCCGGCUCCCCGCUCCACACGCGUCCGGGCCGAGCCGCUCACUCUGUGUCCCCCGUGCUCAUUAGUGUGGUGGUUUCUGCGACCUGUGACAGCAGGGGUGUGACCUGUGACAGUUCAUGCAUCGCGGUCCAUGGGGAUGUUAGUGUCCUGUCUGCCUUUAAGAUAUGGUCCUUUGUUCCUAAAUGUUAACUGAUCUGAGGUAGCAAAGACAGCCGUGCUUGUGGACUCUUGCAGCUUUGGAGGCUAGGAAAUUGGGCUGUCAGGUGGAGAGCAGGAACCAGCACUCCAUGUGCAAUUUUGUGUACCUGCAUAGUUUUAGAAAUUCAGUUUCAAAUGCUUCUGAGGCAUUGAGUAUGCAGUUUCAAAAUUCAGGACUUUGUAAUUGGCCCAAGUGGCUGAAUCCCAGGUAAGUAGCCUUUACUGGGGAAUGUGUCGCGCACAACCUUCCAAUUCCGAGCGCUGUGCUCCUUCAGUGCGGGCAGGAAAGCCACGGGUGGGGCCCGUGUAGCUGAUGCUUGUGCGACGGGGGCCCUUUCUGGUUCUUUCUGUCCUUAAGCGUCCGCUGGGGCAGCUUACCCAGGGCGCGGUCUGUGGGUGGGAGCGGGGGUGGGAGAGGCAAGAGGAGGGUGUUACUGGCCCCUUAAAAAACAAGCCGCGCAACGCGUUCGUAGAAGCCGGGCUCCAUCUCCUCCACGCCGCCCCCACAUUAAACCUCCGUGGUCCCUGCACAGUUUGGGGUUUGGGGCUUGGUCACAGUCUCGGUCUUCCAGCUGCUGCUGGUGAGUGUAUCCUUGAUGUCUGGCUGGGGCCCUGGCUGAGUGUCAGGUGCCGGGGAGGGGCUGCUCGGACACGGCAGGGCGACGCUGCUUCCGCCCGCUCUGCCUCUCUGAUGCCUCCGCCCUUCUGUGACAGCCAGCAGCACCGUUCUCCUGCAGUCAGGAGGGCAGAGCGCAAGGUCCUCUCCAAGACCAGGACUAAAGUCGCCGGCAGCUUGAGGAGAGGGGGCACGGGAGGGAGGGGGCGGGCGGGCCCCUCCCCUCCACCCUCGGGUUUGUUUCGGGGCGCCAGGGCUCCUGCAGACCGGGGUCAGGAGGGGGGUUGCUUCGAGGGGUUCCAGGGUGCCAGUCGCAGGUAUAUAAGGCACCGUGGCCACUAAGGGAAAUCUGGGGAGUGUUUUUUUGUAGUUUUCUCCCCACAUUUUGAGCUUCCUCAUUGAAACUUUUCAGUUUUUCAGCUUAAACGUUAUCCUGAGCAAGAGUAUCUUUUCUAACCUAACCUCUGGAAUAAAACAGCUUGUGGCCACAAGAGGUUAUUCCUACUCGCUCAGCACGAUUUUUCCACCAUGCACUGAGACGCAUCGAUGAAAAGCAGAGAAAUAAAGUGCUCAGGGUAGCACGUGAGCCGAGCUGCUCCCCCCCCAACAAGAGGUGGCUCUGCCCGCCUGCGGCGACAGGACCCCUCGGAGGGCAUUAGCCAGGCUGUGGGGUCUUCUCUGCCUGCCCUGCCCUGGCUCGCCCCUUAAAGCUUCUGGCAAUUCCAGAGCUGGGUUUGUGUUGUGACCUGGGCGAUGCAGGCUUCUGAAUCCACUGGCUGCCCCAGCCCCAGCCCUUCUCUGUUUCUCCUCCGCUGGGAGAGCUGGGGUGGGAAGCCUUUGGAAAACCUGGCCUCUUAGUUUAUUUUUAUUUUUAUUUUUGGCCUUCUUUUAAAGGCAAAUGUGGAAAAGGGAGUAGGCAGACUCUUCAAAAAUAACCAGUAGCUUUGGGUUCUAAAUUGAUUUAAAUAGUGGUAAAGAAUCUUAAUUUUGUUUUUUGUGCUGACUGGACCUUCUCACAUUUUUGAAGGGUUCUCCUGUGAGCCGUUGACUUGGGACUAAGGAUAAAUGCCUUAAUGGAAGAAAAAGAGAGGAGUGGAAAUACAGGGAUAAGCUCUGACAGUGAUUAUUGCCUCAGACAUCCAGAAACGAUGAGGGACAAAAGGCCCUGAAGCUUUCUCAGUUUUUACAGGCGUGUAACACGCGUGCCCCCAGUAUUCUGUUCCACCGCUGGGCUCCACAGCCACGUGCAAGUGCAGGCUGGCAGGUGGCCCGGCAGCCGCUUCUCCCCGAUUCCUCCACUUCCUGUGGUACAUCCUGAAUUUUUAAGAAAUUGUCAAGUAUUGAACUUGUGCUGAAGUUGGUGAAGCAGCUUUAUCGAUGUCCGCACCCGUGUACAAGGUUCUCGUUACCUCCUGCUUGGGAGGGAGAGCUUUGGUUUCCUGGUUGAGGAAGCUCAAAGUGUGAGGGGAGAGCCAAAGGGCCGGGGAGCACCGCGGAAGGAAUCCUUUGAAAACCCAAAGGCCACGUUCGUGGACCUGUCUGUCCGAGGAGGAACUAGAAGCAGAGGUCGACCGUGGUUUCCCGGGAAAAACACACGGCGCGCCGCGUCCCGUUCUCUGCGGGAGGGCUUGGCCCAGGGUGACUGGCCGUGGCCCCUGCGCGUAGCGGAACGAGGGGCAGCGGUUGGCCUCCUGUGCGGGUCAUCCCGCUGUGCCGGGCAUGUCCACUCCUGGGGCUUACUUCCUCCGCAUUCACGUGUAGGCCUGAUAAGUGACCCGGAGGAGAUGUCCCCCUCGGGCACCACGGCAGGGAACAAUGGGCAAAGGCUCCCUCCUUGUCCAGAGCACACCUGUCGCGCUGGGCUGCUUGGGACUGUCACCUGUUCAGGUAGUCAGGGGGCUCAGCCCCACCACCCCAGUGCUGGCCAGUGAGAGGGGCGGUCUGGGAGGGUGGAGUCCAGGGCUCCUCUUGCAAGGCACUUGUAUCCAGCUGUUCCCUUUGAAACUCAGAGCCAAGUUCAAAGCUGUGUGUAGAAGCCCCUCCGGGAGAGGGAAGCUCUUCCACGGGUACUUUCUAUUCAUUGCUGCAGCUGUUACGUGGACUUUGUGUCAUGGUCACAUUGCUGUUGCUCGAGUUAAAUAUGUAAAAGAAAACUUCUCUGCAUUUUUGAUUUCUGUAUACCUAAGUUUAUUAAAGGUUACUGUUAGGUGACACUGUAUAAAAUUGUAUGAAUAUUUACCCUUAAUGAAAAUCAAAACUCAUAUGUAUUUCCUUUUUUACAUUCUCAUCUAAUUUCUUGAAAACUUGAAUAAAUUUCAUAAAGAGCCUUC
This is a messenger RNA of Orcinus orca (killer whale), 6146 nucleotides long. RefSeq names its product WD repeat domain 20 (gene WDR20). The record is from RefSeq and is a predicted model, not a curated record. Lineage: Eukaryota; Metazoa; Chordata; Mammalia; Artiodactyla; Delphinidae. The transcript is spliced from 3 exons. The coding region runs from base 16 to 471 and encodes 151 amino acids. Gene Ontology annotation, molecular function: protein binding.